Molecule: messenger RNA, 1726 nt
Organism: Cervus elaphus (red deer)
Lineage: Eukaryota; Metazoa; Chordata; Mammalia; Artiodactyla; Cervidae
Product: nucleoporin SEH1-like
Biological process (GO): cellular response to amino acid starvation; positive regulation of TORC1 signaling
Cellular component (GO): nuclear pore outer ring; Seh1-associated complex
Molecular function (GO): structural molecule activity; protein binding
Source: RefSeq, a predicted model, not a curated record
AUGUUCGUGGCGCGCGGUAUCGCGGCGGACCACAAGGAUCUCAUCCAUGAUGUGUCUUUCGACUUCCACGGGCGGCAGAUGGCCACCUGCUCCAGCGACCAGAGCAUCAAGGUCUGGGAUAAAAGUGAAAGUGGGGAAUGGCAUUGCACUGCUAGCUGGAAGACACAUAGUGGAUCUGUGUGGCGUGUGACAUGGGCCCAUCCUGAGUUUGGUCAGGUUUUGGCUUCCUGUUCUUUUGACCGAACAGCUGCUGUCUGGGAAGAAAUAGUAGGAGAAUCAAAUGAUAAACUGCGCGGACAGAGCCACUGGGUCAAGAGGACAACGCUGGUGGACAGCAGAGCGUCCGUUACCGAUGUGAAAUUUGCUCCUGAGCAUGUGGGUCUCAUGUUAGCAGCGUGUUCAGCAGCUGGGAUAGUUGGAAUCCGUGAAGCUGCAGCUGUCGCAAGUCAGCAGUGGUCCCCGCAGCAGGGACUCAGGCCGCGCAGCUGUAGCUGUAUUUCUUGGAGCCCUUCCAGCUCUGGGGCUCAUGCUCCCGUGAUUGCUGUAGGAAGUGAUGACAGCAGUCCAGACGCAAUGGCCAAGGCUCAGAUUUUCAAAUAUAAUGAAAACACCAGGAAAUAUGCGAAAGCUGAAACUCUCCUGACCGUCACAGGCCCUGUCCACGAUAUUGCCUUUGCUCCAAACUUGGGACGAUCUUUCCACAUUCUCGCCAGAGCAACCAAAGACGUGAGAAUUUUUACAUUAAAGCCUGUGAGGAAAGAACUUACUUCCUCUGGCGGGCCAACAAAAUUUGAAAUCCAUAUUUUGGCUCAGUUUGAUAAUCAUAAUUCUCAGGUCUGGCGAGUGAGUUGGACUAUAACAGGAACAGUGCUGGCAUCUUCAGGAGACAAUGGCUGUGUGAGGUUGUGGAAAGCUAACUAUAUGGACAACUGGAAGUGUACUGGCAUUCUGAAAGGUAAUGGGAGCCCUGUCAAUGGGAGUUCUCAGCAGGGAAACUCAAAUCCGUCCAUAGGUUCAAAUAUCCCAAGUCUUCAGAAUUCACUAAAUGGAUCUUCUGGCAGAAAGUAUUUCUUUCCCCCUCUGGAUUCCCCACAGGCUGGAUCGAGAUGGUCCAGUUAUGCCCAGCUCCUUCCUCCUCCUCCUCCUCCUCUGGUAGAGCACUCUUGCGAUGCUGACACUGCCAGUCUCCAGUAUCCUCACCCUCGCAGACGAUCUCACUCUCGGCCUCUUAAUCCCUUACCUGAGAAUGAAGGGGUUUAAAAAACACUGAUUUAACACUUAAAGGCCUUAUUCAAGUGCUUGUAAAUGCUUUCAUUCCUGGCUUUUUGUUUUUCUUUCAGAAGAUUUUUCUAAUUUAGGGUGUGUCUUGCAUAUAUUACAACCAGAACAUGGUGUUUGGAACCUAAAUGUGUUUGUGCUUUUGCAUCAAAGGAAUAUUUGUUUCAUUGGUUGAUAACCUUUGAUGAAAUAAUGAGACAUGUACACACAACAUUAACUGUGAGUUACACACAAAUGGUUGACUUCAAAGUGCCUGUUCUGUACAUUUUAUUUUGAACUGUUAUGGUGUUAAGUUUCUUAUGGUUUGUCAUACUGGUUAAUGUGAAAGCAUAUCAUUAUAAAGUUCACCUUGCCUUUGAGACAUUAAGAACUGUUUUUGAUUUUUCAGGCUAAUGUUGCAACUGACUAGUUUGUAAAAUAAAUCAUUCGUGUGUAUAAAGCAGCAAAA